This is a messenger RNA of Loxodonta africana (African savanna elephant), 564 nucleotides long. RefSeq names its product cuticle collagen 1-like. The transcript has 2 exons. The record is from RefSeq and is a predicted model, not a curated record. Lineage: Eukaryota; Metazoa; Chordata; Mammalia; Proboscidea; Elephantidae. The coding region runs from base 1 to 564 and encodes 187 amino acids.
AUGGGCGCACCAGGGGGGCACAUCACACAGGCGCGUCGCGCGCAGGCACAAGCGGUGAAAGUCCCACCGGGGUCACUCAGAGGCCGAAGGGCGGCGCCCGGUGACUCAGGCUCCGCAGCGCGCUCCCCACCUGCAGGACUCAGCUCCGGGGCAAUCCGGUCCCCGCCCCGAGGGCCCCGGGAGCCUGCACGGGGGUGGCCUCCUCGCCCUCCGCCGACGGAGCCGGGUCCCAGCGGCCCGGGAGCGCCGCCUCGGCGGCCUCGGGCUCCAGGGGACACAAAGGCCGCCGGCCGGCUGCCAGCGGGGCCCCGGGAGGUGCGGUCCGCGGCGCUGCGCGGCUCUGCCCGGGGUCGUCACGCCGCCCGCCGCCCCGGCCUUCCACAGCCGAGCCCGAGCGGGCCGCGGAGCCGGGCCAGGCGCCCCUCAAACGGCCUGCGACUCAAGUGCGCAGGCACCGGCGCUCCAGCCGCCCCCAGCCACCCCGCCCGUGAUGUCGGGCCGCGGGGUCAGCGCGGAAGGCGGGGCUUAAACAUGGUCGCCCGCGCGUCGGCGACGCCGGGGUGA